This is a messenger RNA of Saccostrea cuccullata (small rock oyster), 1290 nucleotides long. RefSeq lists its product as uncharacterized. The transcript has 2 exons. NCBI's taxonomy places the organism in Eukaryota, Metazoa, Mollusca, Bivalvia, Ostreida, Ostreidae. Gene Ontology annotation, molecular function: DNA binding. The record is from RefSeq and is a predicted model, not a curated record. Bases 1 to 1290 code for a protein of 429 amino acids.
AUGGCUUCUCGUCCAAAGAGGCGUAGGACCAAACCUUCCUCAACCGAUAACCGAUCUACCCAGCCAGAUAACGAUUCAUCAAAACUGAAAAACCUAGUUACAGAAUGUAUGGCUGCAGCGUUACCCAUCAUUGAAAAGACUGUAAAAGAAUGCAUGUCGAAAUUAAACACCCCGCAACCAGCAGCUAACCAACAGCCAGCAGCGACUGGACAGCUGGAAGACAGAUCGGAUGAAGUCUCAAAUACUUCGACGUUCAAUACCAUUGUAAAUAAUCAAGACACCACCACAGAUACAAAGAUUCAAGGAACUCUUUCCCAACAUGGAUAUGGAAGAAACGAUGGUUCCGCACACACUCCUACACCUCUGACCAGAACAGCAGACUUUCUUAUUAGGAACUCCCUCUCAGAAGACUCUUUGUCAUCCUAUAAGAACAUAUUUGCAACUUACAAACGUUUCAUUCAUACCCAUGUUGAUAGAAAUGCAGAUCCCCUGCCACCAUCGCUUUCUCAUUUGUUACUUUAUAUUGCGCAUUGCUACCAGUUAGGCUUCGCUGCUUCAACAACCCGCACACACAUAGCUGCACUAAGCUUUACCUUUCAACUCGGAGGCUAUCAAGACCUUACACAAAGCCUUCUGAUCAAAAAACAAUUACAAGGAUUUAGCAAGGUUAAGCCAUCUAUUGACAAUAGAUUACCUAUAACACCAGACAUUUUGUCAAAAGUUGUAGCUGCUCUACCAUCCAUAACUACUUGUGCCUUUAACAGCACACUACUUCACGCUAUGUUUGUUCUGGCAUUUUGUGCCUUCCUAAGGGUGGGAGAAAUCACAAAAACAGCAGGCGCCAAGCAGCACUAUCUGUUAGCUGAGCAUGUUACUUUCCAAAAAGAUUCUGUUAAAGGCAAUUCCAUAAACCUUACAAUCCCUCACUUCAAACAUUCUAAUCAGUCUACCACUCUGCAUAUUCAGCAAAACAUGACCAACCCAUUCUUAUGCCCCUUCUUAGUUCUACAAGCUUUCAUGAACAUUAGAGGUCACAGUUCACCUGCAAAACCCUUGUUUUCAUUCAUGGAUGGUUCCCCAGUUUCUCGUCAGUUUUUUACUGAACACUUAAAGUUGUCCCUGACAUUCUGUGGUCUAGAUAUAAACAAGUACCAAAUACCAAGUACCAUAGUUUUCGGAUUGGAGCAGCCACGACAGCGGCAGCCUCGGGUUCAUCGGGCAUUCAAAUACAAAAUAUGGGCCACUGGAAAUCUUCAGCAUUUACGAAAUACAUCAGAAAACCGACCAUGA